AUGACUGAAGAUGUCUCACCUGAUCAUCUUCGAUUGUUUCCACUUCAUGAUAAUGCGAUCGCACGUACAGUCAAAAGCGAUAACGAAUAUCGUCUGACGAGCACAACAUUUACGUGUGAAGUAGUCUGUAAGCUAUGUGAAUUUCAAUUGUACGUCAGAUUUACUGCCCCAUUUAUGACUGUGUCAACAUCGAUAGCUUAUUUGACAACUUGA
Adineta ricciae is the source of this 213-nucleotide messenger RNA. The record is from the annotation of a GenBank genome assembly. NCBI's taxonomy places the organism in Eukaryota, Metazoa, Rotifera, Eurotatoria, Adinetida, Adinetidae.